ACUCUGCGUCUCGGAAUAUGACGGCAAGAAUACAGCAGCAAAGAAUGGUUCCAAAAAAUCAAUUAAAAAAGCUAUAGCUUCUCGAACUACGGAGGAUAUCGAUAUGAAAGUACCCGUAUCUGAUGAAGGCAUUCCAAUUGUUAAAAAAAAGGGCAAAACAAAUGGAAAAAAAACGGCUAUAAUUAAAGAAGAAUCGGAAGAUUCAGAGAGUGAUGUUCCACUGGCUAAAUUAAUGUCUGGAAAGGACUCCGAAGUUGAUAUUAAAAAACCAACUAUUAAGACUACUUCCAAAAAUGUAGCAAAUGCCAAAAUGCCCGACUCACAACGCAAAAAGAAAAAGGAAGAUUCACCAGAAGAAAGUAUGUCUGCAAAGAAACGAGGGAAACAAAAAGUAAAGGAGGAAGAUUCCGAUAAUGAAGAUGAUGAAGAAUUUAAAUGGUGGAAUCAACAAAAUGACAACAAUGACGGAAGCGAUAAAUGGACUACAUUGGAACACAAUGGUGUAUACUUCCCUCCGCCGUAUGUUCCUCAUAACGUCAAAAUGAAAUAUGAUGGCAAGGAGAUUACUCUUGAACCUGAAGCUGAGGAAGUGGCCAGCUUCUAUGCUGCUAUGUUGGGUACAGAUUACGUCACUAACGAGACAUUUAAUAAAAAUUUCUUUAAGGACUGGCAAAAAGUCUUAAAGAAAUCUAAGAAUAAUCACCCAAUCAAAGAUUUUGAAAAAUGUGAUUUCACCCCGAUUUUUGAAUAUUUUGAGCAAGAAAAAGAACGAAAAAAAAAUAUGUCAAAAGAGGAAAAGGCAAAGUUAAAAGAAGAAAAAAUAAAAUUGGAAGAAAAAUACGGAUAUUGUUUGUUAGAUGGACGUAAAGAGAAAGUUGGCAAUUUUCGUAUUGAGCCGCCUGGUUUAUUCAGAGGGCGCGGUGCACAUCCUAAAACCGGAUCUUUGAAGUUUCGAGUUCAGCCCGAACAGGUAACAAUUAAUAUUGGUAAAGGUGCCAAAAUUCCAUCACCACCAGCGGGUCAUAAAUGGGCAGGUGUCAUCCAUGAUCCCACAGUUACUUGGUUAGCGACCUGGAAGGAGAAUGUCAAUGAUAACAUUAAAUAUGUUUUCUUGGCUGCUAAUAGCUCUUUAAAGGGUCUAAGCGACAUGAAAAAAUUUGAAAAAGCACGGGAGUUAAAGAAACACAUCGGUAAGAUUCGGAACGAUUAUCAAGCAAAUCUCCGACAUAAGAACACUGCUACACGCCAAAUGGCUACAGCUAUGUAUCUGAUUGAUCGUCUGGCUCUCAGAGCUGGUAAUGAAAAAGACACUAAUGAAGAAGCUGAUACCGUUGGAUGUUGCUCCCUUCGUCCUGAACACGUAACACUCAUCCCUCCAAACACAGUUAGAUUUGAUUUCUUGGGUAAAGAUUCUAUUAGAUAUAUCAACACUGUAGAGGUUGAAGACCAAGUUUUCAGAAAUCUUUCAAUAUUUAUGAAAGGAAAGGAUGAACCAGAAGACCUAAUAUUUGAUCGAGUAAAUACUCAGGAGUUAAAUAAGCAUCUGUCUUCAUAUAUGAAAGGACUUACAGCCAAAGUGUUUCGUACGUAUAAUGCGUCGCACACUUUUCAGACACAGUUAAAUGAUUUAACUCAAGAAGAUAGUUCGGUAGCCGAAAAGAUAUUCGCUUAUAAUCAAGCAAAUCGUCAAGUAGCUAUUCUUUGCAAUCAUCAACGUUCUGUUAGUAAAGCUCAUGGAAAUCAAAUGAGCAAGAUUGAGGAUAAGAUAAAAGCUUUCAAAUAUCAACGAAUGAAACUUAAAAAAGCCAUAUUAGCCUUGGAGCCAAAGUUAAGAAAGAAACGAUCCGAACUUCUUGAGGAAGAAUCUGAUCUUGAUGAAGAAUGGAUUAUUGAAUAUGAAAAACAAUUGAUGGAGAAAGAACGUGAGAGAGUUCAAUUGAAAGCUUUGCUUCAUGAAGUUGAUCAAAAGGAGAAAGAACUGGAAAGAGAACGCAUUUCUGGUAAAGUCGAACCUAAAAAAGGCUUAACUGUGGAGAAAGCGGAAGAAAAAAUUCAAACUUUGAAUGCAAAAAUCAAAGAGACAAAACUUUUAAAGGAUGACAAAGAAUCAAAUAAGACUACUGCAUUAGGUACAUCCAAGAUCAAUUACAUUGACCCUCGUAUUUCUGCUGCUUGGUGUUUAAAAUACAAAGUGCCUUAUGAGAAGAUUUUCAAUAAGAGCUUACGUGACAAAUUCAAGUGGGCUAUGGACAUAGUUGAUGCGGAUUGGCGAGCUAUUCAGAAAAAAAAAACAAAUAUGAUCGAAAAUGCGGCAUUGAUAAAGCAAGGAGCUGAAGCACGUGUGUACACAGCGACUUUCCUAACGCGAACUGCAAUUAUCAAAGAACGAUUUCCCAAAACCUAUCGUCAUCCAAUUCUUGACAAUAAGCUCACUACACGACGAGUCCUUCAAGAAGCAAGAUGUCUUUUCAAAUGCUAUCGGUCUGGUGUCGAUACUCCUAUACUAUAUUUUGUUGAUAUAGAAAAUAAUGCAAUAUAUAUGGAAUUUGUCAAAGGAAAAACUCUCAAAGAUUUAAUUACUGAGAUUGGAGAGUGGUCUAGCAAACAACUUACAAAGAAGAUUGGUAUAGCAUUAUCGAAAAUGCAUGCAGCUGAUGUUAUACAUGGCGAUUUGACAACAUCAAAUCUUUUGUUAAGGGAAUCUAACAAUUCAUUGGUUGUUAUUGAUUUUGGAUUAAGUUACAUAUCAUCAUUACCAGAGGAUAAAGCUGUUGAUUUAUAUGUACUUGAAAAAACCUUUUUGAGCACACAUCCAAAUUCGGAGGCUAUGUUUGCAGCAAUAUUGGAAACAUAUAAAAGUAAUUAUAAGGCUUCCAAAGAUAUUUUAAGUAAACUAGCUGAAGAGGGCGUAAGCGAAGUAUGGUUGGAUAAUAUUAAUUUACGAAGGCUAA
Molecule: messenger RNA, 2951 nt
Organism: Racocetra persica
Lineage: Eukaryota; Fungi; Glomeromycota; Glomeromycetes; Diversisporales; Gigasporaceae
Source: the annotation of a GenBank genome assembly